AUUUAAAGGCUGAAGGAAAUGUCCCAGUUUCCGUCUACUUCCUCUGCCGAUUUAGUUUCAGAUUCCAAUGGAGCCGCACUCCAAUCUCUCAACUCCGAACUCCACAGCAAACUGAUCUCUGCCUUCAUCAAUAUUCAAGACUAUGAGCAGUGCAGGCACACUCAGGCCAGGCGUAUUUUCUCCUUGGAGGCAACGGUCCGAGCUCAAACCCAGGAGCUCAAACAGCUCAAGGCAGAGGUGCAAGCUCUCCGUCAGCCGAAUAGUCCCGUGUCAAAAGUCAACAUGAACUCUCCGGAAUCUGGGAUCUCAUCCAGCUCACCGAGCUCGUCGACGUGUCUGGAGAAGUCCUCGGAGGAGCCAGAAGACCUCGAUGCCGUUGUAUAUGAGAAAGACGUUCUGGUCCCGAAAGCCGGCAGAAGCUUCCGAUCCUUCGCUGACGCCAAGAAGUUCUGGGAGGAGCAUCACAAUGAGCCGAUCUUGCUGCCAAAUGAUCCAGAGACUGAUCUGCGCUGCUGCCUCUUCGACCCAGAAAUCCCUCACGUACCGCAGUUCAAGAAGCGACCCGCUAAUGGAUACAGUUUGUACCAGAAUCAGAGAAAGUCUGAAGAAGGUCGCUAUGAACCUUGGCUUAGAUUGAGUAAAAAGAAAAAGGAAAUUUGGGCUGAAAUGGGGAAGAAAGUGAGAGCCGAGCAGAAUAGGCAAGCCGAGAAUGGCUUGAUCCAUUUCAAGGGCCUGAUCGGAAAAGUGAAUAUCAAACAGGAGCCCGAAGAUUAUGAAGAAUAAGCCCAAUUUUUAUUUAUGUAUCAGUUGAUAAUAUGAUCUCAAGUAAUUCCAAUAUUCGAUUAUUUUUGACUAUUUCCCUUCUGUUCCUCAUAUUUCAUUUAUUGGUUAAUUUACAUAUCUCAUAUUUGUUAUCAAUAAAUUGAAUUCAUUACC
Molecule: messenger RNA, 936 nt
Organism: Caenorhabditis elegans
Lineage: Eukaryota; Metazoa; Nematoda; Chromadorea; Rhabditida; Rhabditidae
Gene: T24E12.1
Product: HMG box domain-containing protein
Source: RefSeq, marked reviewed